UCCUCUCCAUUCUUUCAUCAUCAUUAAGCCUCCCAAACAUCACCGCCUCACUGGGUGUUCCCUUUUUUCGACUAUCGUGCCAUUGUCAUCCUCCAAAGCAUGACCACCGUCAUUGUCAUAAGCAGCGCCAUCGUCCUUCUCACGGAGACCGAUGCCACCAAAUCUUGAAGUUGGAAGAGAAAAGUUGGGUUGAGCAAGAUAGAAAGUGAGGCCAUCCGAAUUGUAGCUUUUGUUUAGUGUGUUGAUGGAGAAAGUGAAAUGUGUGUACCAACACAGAUAGUGCCUCAUGCCUAUGACUCAGCCUUUGCCUCUCUUCAAUUUCAAUAUCCAUGGCCUUUAGCCUUUGAAGGGUUUCCAGAAGAUAGAGCUGCAAGUGCUUCUAAGAGCCAUAGCCAAGCAGAGAAAAGAAGAAGGGACAGGAUCAAUGCACAGCUUACAACUCUUAGAAAACUGAUUCCUAAAUCUGAUAAGAUGGACAAGGCUGCAUUACUAGGGAGUGUAGUAGAUCAUGUGAAGGAUCUAAAGCGAAAAGCGAUGGAUGUGAGCAAAAGCAUCACAGUUCCAAGUGAAACUGAUGAAGUAACAAUAAUAGAGUGUGAAACUGAUCAAGAUGAAAGCUAUGCUAAAGUGAAGAUACUGAAGCACAACAUUGUAAUUUCAGUUUGCUGUGAUGAUAGACCAGAACUUUUCAGUGAACUCAUUCAAGUCCUAAAAGGGUUGAGGCUCACAGCAGUAUAUGAAAGAUAA
Messenger RNA from Arachis stenosperma, 747 nucleotides. RefSeq names its product transcription factor bHLH51-like. Gene Ontology annotation, biological process: regulation of DNA-templated transcription. The coding region runs from base 259 to 747 and encodes 162 amino acids. Lineage: Eukaryota; Viridiplantae; Streptophyta; Magnoliopsida; Fabales; Fabaceae. Gene Ontology annotation, molecular function: protein dimerization activity; DNA-binding transcription factor activity. The record is from RefSeq and is a predicted model, not a curated record. The transcript is spliced from 4 exons.